AUGGCAGGGAUCGCCGUCGGACGCAACGACUGCUCGGCAGCGGAGCAGCGGCUGAAUUCCACGGAAAGUUACGCGCCUCCGCAGCUGGACGAGGACGAGGAACUUUUGCGCUACAUCUGGAGAGAGUACCUGCACCCCAAGCAGUACGAGUGGGUCCUGAUAGCGGGAUAUAUUGUCGUGUUCCUGGUCUCUCUGGUUGGAAACACGCUGGUUUGUUUUGCAGUGUGGAAGAACCAUCACAUGCGCACAGUGACCAACUACUUUAUCGUGAACCUCUCCUUUGCUGACAUCCUGGUCACUCUCACCUGCCUUCCUGCGAGCCUGGUGGUGGACAUCACGGAAACGUGGUUCUUCGGAGAAACGCUCUGUCGAAUACUACCUUAUUUACAGACCAUCUCCGUAUCCGUGUCUGUGCUGACCCUAAGCUGCAUUGCCCAGGACCGCUGGUACGCUAUCUGCCACCCUCUCAAGUUCAAGAGCACGGCCAAAAGGGCCCGCAAGAGCAUCGUGCUGAUCUGGCUGGUGUCCUGUGUGAUCAUGAUCCCUCAAGCCAUCGUCAUGGAGUGCAGCAGUCUGCUGCCCGAGCUGCUGCCCGAACUGACCAACAAGACCAGCCUGUUCACCGUGUGUGACGAACACUGGGGAGAUGAGAUCUAUCCUAAGGUCUACCACACCUGCUUCUUUAUCGUUACCUAUUUUGCCCCUUUGUGCCUCAUGGUCCUGGCGUACAUCCAGAUUUGUCAUAAGCUUUGGUGUCAACAGAUUCCCGGGACAUCAUCAGUGCUGCAGAGGAAGUGGAAGUCCCUGCAGUGCUCAGCUCAGGCUGCAGGCCCCGGAGAGUCGGUCAAGGUCAGGACCAGCGCGGUGUCGGCCGAGAUCAAGCAGGUGAAGGCACGGCGGAAGACAGCGCGCAUGCUGAUGGUGGUGCUCUUCGUCUUUGCCCUCUGUUACCUCCCCAUUAGUGUCCUCAACAUCAUGAAGAGAGUGUUUGGCGCCUUCAAGAACACAAACAACCGAGAGACGGUGUAUGCCUGGUUCACCUUCUCCCACUGGCUUAUAUACGCCAACAGCGCAGCCAAUCCCAUCAUCUAUAAUUUCCUCAGCGGUAAAUUUCGAGAGGAGUUCAAAGCGGCCUUCACCUGCCACUGCUCGGGUGAAGAUGAGAAGAAGGAUCGGGUGAGGGCCAAGAUGAGCACAGACAGCCACAAAUCCCUGUCCACGCAAGUCAGCCAUUUCGACAACGUCUCGCGGAUUUCAGACCAGGUCGUGUAG
Messenger RNA from Colossoma macropomum (tambaqui), 1272 nucleotides. It is a transcript of the gene hcrtr2, whose product is annotated as hypocretin (orexin) receptor 2. Gene Ontology annotation, molecular function: orexin receptor activity. The coding region runs from base 1 to 1272 and encodes 423 amino acids. The record is from RefSeq and is a predicted model, not a curated record. NCBI's taxonomy places the organism in Eukaryota, Metazoa, Chordata, Actinopteri, Characiformes, Serrasalmidae. The transcript has 7 exons. Gene Ontology annotation, cellular component: membrane. Gene Ontology annotation, biological process: circadian sleep/wake cycle process; G protein-coupled receptor signaling pathway; feeding behavior.